Messenger RNA from Oldenlandia corymbosa var. corymbosa, 6192 nucleotides. The record is from the annotation of a GenBank genome assembly. NCBI's taxonomy places the organism in Eukaryota, Viridiplantae, Streptophyta, Magnoliopsida, Gentianales, Rubiaceae.
GGAUAACCUGGUGGCCAUAUAAAAUAAAAUGGAUCUUUAUAAAAGAAUCUAGAGAAAGGAAGGAAAGUUAAAAGCAGCAAUGUCAACUUCCACUCCAUCUGCUACGCCUAUGGUGUUCUUAUUUCCCAUUUGCCACUGAUUGAGGUAGUAUUGCCCUUUCCCAAAAGAUGCAAUCUUUGUUCAGAUGAUGAGGCCUUGAAUUCCCCAUUACUCUCAUAACUCCCAGUCCCAGAACUCUAGGAAGUAUGGCUUCUGUGAAUGAGGUUCAGGGUAAUGAAGAGAUGUUACUCGACUGGGGAGUAACCAUGGCAAUGUAUGCGGGCGAGAUUCUGAAUAAUCUGAAGUGGAUGAUUCAGUGGCACAAGAAUGUUGAGAAGGAAACAUCAGGAGAGCCUAGGGAUUCGGCUCGCCAGUUUUUAGAGCUCACCAUUGAUAAUGAUCUGGUGCCGGGGCCUAUCAUUGAGAAGGUCAAUCAACUCAAACAGGAUUGGGCUGUCUUGGACAUGCUUGUGAGAUCCAUAUUAUACAGUAGUGAUGCAGCUGAGCUGUUAGUUAUGCAGAACCAAGUGUUACUGGCCACCUCUAUUAAUGCACUUGUUGUGGGAGGAAUGAUUGAUGCUGCUCUAUGUUCCUGUGCAAAACAAUAUGCGUCCUACAUGACACGCCCUGAUGAAAUGCUCAGUUUGCUCAGUGACUGCCAAAGGAAGACUGAUGAGCUUUAUCAGGCAGAGGCUCGAGAUAUUGCAAAGGAAUUGUCAAGGUUACCAAUCAAUUCACGUUCUCCUGAUUCUUUUUUUUGGCAAUGGUUUGUCCCUGUUGUGGGGGAGAAUCUGCAGUCCUUUAAGGUUUUGGAUGAUGGUGUUCUGAAUGAAAAGCUCUUUUUCCUCGGAAGUGAAAUGCAAUCCAUCCAACGGUACUUGAAUCAUAUUCAAAGAGGUCUAAGCUCUGCCAAUGUUCAUGGUGAUCCGAGAGUUGAUUCUUUUCUUAAUCAUGUUGCAUCUGUGGUUCUGAGGAUUGCAGUUCAAUCAUGUUAUUUCUGGUUCAAUAUGAAAGACCCUGAAGCUGCACUUGUUAUUGUUACUGGACUUCUAGGCGAGCAUCACCAGAUUGAUCCUCGAAAUCCAGAGUUCUUAGAGUUGAAUCUCAGAUUCCUUGAGUCUCUGUAUAGAAUCAACUCUAAAAGAAAUGAUGCAUUUGCAUCUGCUUCUGUAAGACUCUUUUGCGUGUAUCUUCUCAAUUGGCUUGAUGAAAAAGAUCUUAGAAAGGAGCUGGUAUCCCUACUUAGCCUCUUUUUCAGCAAUACCCUAAAGGAUGGUGUGGAUGUCCAUAACUUCUUUUCCGAGAUUAAGGCAGUGGUAGCAGAGGCCGCCUUUUACCAUCGAGUGGCGCCACGGGAUCUCUCACCUUGUUCUGUGUUACUCACAAAAAUUUGUCUCCUCAAGGCAGAGCUAAAUCUCAAAGAGUCGAUGGUUUUUCUCAACUCUCAGAGUCCCUUGAUACUUUUCAAAGAUGACCGAAUUUUCAGUCUCAGUAUGAUCCUCGUCGACCUGAGAGCUUUUAACAAAGAUCUUUGUCAGCCUGGAAACAGCGAAUACGUGAAGCAAAGUUUGAAACUCACUGAAGAAUUGGCGAAUGCCAUCGAAUCCCUUCAUAAGUUACUUCAAUCCAAGAGGAUCAUUUAUCCUUUGGUGAAACAGUCAAUUCUGCACUUACUUUGCCGGAUUAUCUUUUUCAAGGCUGAGUCAUUUUUAACUGAGUUAUUGAAGAGUAGUGAAACCUCUUUAGCUCUUCAGAAAGGCCAAAUUCAGUCUCUUCUUGAAGAACUUACUUAUUUCAAUAUAGUUGUAAAAGCUAAGCUAGAAAGGAGCACAUCUGAUGGAGAAGCAAUCAUAUUACAAAUUGAAGAUGUUGUGAGGGGGAUAACUCUUCUCUCUUACUUGUAUCUCCCUGACGAGAAGUUUCAGAAAAUUGCACAUUCGUUGCCUCAGUUGUUGGAGAAGGUGAACACUGUUAAGGCUAAGCUCAGGGAAAUGAAUCAGCCAUUUCCUAAGUCAAUCUUCCCCAUGACAUAUGGAUUGGGGUUUCUUGAUUUCCUCCACAGAAAUAUAGGAGAGGUUCUGAAACAUGAUACCAAGUCAAUUACACCAGUGAUGCAUCAUUUUGAGGAAGUUAUGUUGCAUCUGGAGUCUUUGAAAUGUUUCCUUGCUAAGGUAAAGGAUUCAGAUGUACAGCUGGGAGAAUUGAAGGAUCUUGGGGAUCACAUCAUAGAUGUGGCAUAUAAACUGGAAAAUGUUGUGGAGUCAAUUGAGAUUGAUGGUCCCUUGCAGCAUUUAUUAUGGUUUUAUGAUGCGCUGGAUGAUAUUAGACUUAUUGAACGACAGAUCCACAAAGUUCAAGAAAUGUCCUAUUCUGGCGAAGUAGAAUACAUUAUCCCACAGGUUUCAUUGCCCAUUGUACCAAAGUUCGCUGCACCAGAAAUCAAUGAGAUGCUUGUUGAUCUUGUUGACGAAGAUAUGGUUAUUGUUGAUCGCCUCACCAGAGGAUCCUCACAGCGUGAUGUUGUUUCAAUUGUUGGCAUGCCUGGUAUUGGAAAGACAACUCUUGCUAGAAAAGUGUUCAGCAAUCCGAAUGUCACGUGUCAUUUUCGUCGUCGUGCAUGGUGUACUGUUUCGCAAACAUACUCGAAAAGGGAGUUAUUGCUGGAACUAUUAAGCCAUAUUCUUGUUCGUACUGAUGGCAUUAAUCAACUGACUGAUGAUGACCUCUUAUCCAAAUUACGUCGGUACUUGUUGGGAAACAAGUAUCUCAUUGUUAUGGAUGACUUAUGGGACACUGCAGCCUGGAAUGACUUGAAGAUUUGUUUUCCAGACGACAGCAAUGGCAGCAGAAUUCUGAUAACUAGUCGUCAUCAGGAUGUGGCAGUUAAAAUCAAACCUGACAGUGAUCCGCAUCCUAUGCGUCCAUUUUCGGACAUUGAAAGCUGGAAAUUGUUAGAAAACAAGAUAUUUAUGGGUGCAGAUUGUCCAGCAGAAUUGUUAGAAGUUGGAAUGGAGAUUGCUCGACAUUGUCAAGGAUUACCACUUGCAGUUGUUGCAAUAGCUGGUCUUCUUCAAAAGUUAGAAAAAGAGAAGAAUCGAUGGAAAAAAAUCUCUGAAAGUCUAAGCUCGGAGAUAAUCAGCAACCCAGAAAACCGUUGCCAUGAAAUUUUGGAACUGAGUUAUAAGCACUUGCCUGAAAAUCUAAAGGCAUGCUUUAUUUAUUUGGGAAUUUUUCUAGAGGACAAAGAAAUUCCUGUGAGCAAGUUGAUACGUAUUUGGGUGGCAGAAGGGUUCGUGCUGGAAACCGAGUCAAAGAGCUUGGAGGAGGUUGCAGAGGAUUACUUGAUGGAGCUGAUUAAUAGAAGCUUGGUGAGCAUAUACAGAACAAGAUCCAAUGGAAAGGUCAAAACAUGUCGUCUUCAUGAUCUAUUACGUGAUCUGUGUCAGCUGAAAGCAAAGGAGGAAAAGUUCUUACAACUGGUGACCAGACAUGAUGAACCAUAUGUGUCUCUCCCUGAUUCGGAGUAUGGUUUGGAGUUUGAUGAGACUCUUCUAGGACCUAUAGUGUUCGAAAGCUACAGAUUAAGCUUUUAUGUGAAUAGAAGACAUUUUAAUGACUCCCAGCCUUCUGGCCCUGGAGCUCGGUCCUUGAUAUUCUUUGCAACAUCUUACGAUUCAGAGCCUAAAUUUCCUUAUGAUAUCUCCUUCAUUUGCCAGAACUUUAAGCUACUUCGGGUUUUGGAUUUGGAAUCUAUUAUGGCAAGUAGCUUUCCAGUUGAAAUUGGACUAAUGAUUCAGUUGAGAUGCUUAGCUGUCAGUGGUUAUAUGCAAUCUAUUCCACCAUCAAUAUCCAACUUGUGGAAACUUGAAACGUUGGUUGUUAAAGGGUUGCGAAAGGUCACUUUACCAGAAACUAUUUGGAGCAUGGUAAGGUUGAGGCAUCUUCAUGUGAAUAAUCACGUCGCUUUCAACUUAAAAGAUCUGGAUGAAGAUGGAGAUUUUCCUCUGGUAAAUAUGGUCAGCUUUUCCACGCCAUCACUGUCCUGCAGGGAGGAUAGAUGGAGGAUAUUAAAGCGGUUUCCUAACCUUCGCAAAUUGAGAUGCAUUUUCUGGCUGUCAGGGGACUCUUCUGGAAAAAGCAGUGAGUUCAUAAGAUGGAAUUUCUUGACUUGUUUGGAGUCACUCAAGAUUAUAUGUUAUCGUGGAGCUCCAACUUCUGGGGAUUUUCUCCUCCCACUAAAUCUCAAGAAACUGUCUUUAUCAAACUUCUGCUUACAGGAGAAUCAUCUUUCUGUAAUUGGGGCAUUACCAAAUCUCGGAGUUCUGAAAUUGCGUGCUGGAGCCUUUCAGGGGCAGAAAUGGGACAUGAGGGAAGAGGAAUUCAAGGAACUCAAGUUCUUGGAAUUAGACACCAUGAAUCUUGUCGAAUGGGAUGCCUCUUAUGAUCACUUUCCCUGCCUAGAACAACUCGUGUUACGCAAUUGUGAGGAUUUGCAAAGAAUUCCAUUUGAAUUUGCGUAUAUUGCUACCCUGCAAAAGGUUGAAGUACAUUGGUGCGGGCAAUCUGUGGAAGUGUCAGCCAAGGAAAUCAGUGAUGAAACACAGGAGAUAAAAGUCAUUAUCAGUUGCUGAUAAUUGAUAUCAUGAAUAGGACUAUCGCAAACCUUUUUUGCAGUACCAAGGCAAGUGUAAGAGUGGCCACCAGCCUCUAGGAAAGCUGUAACAUAAACCUAAGAAGGACACUCAGUAUACUUCUGCAGAAGGAAGAUCUGUAACCAAAAAUAAAUGUGAAACCACCUGUAAAGAAGUUGCAAUAUAGGCGGAAUGAUCAGUGAAUAACAGCCUAACCGGAGAAAAAUGCCAGCUCAUUGCCAUUUUGUUUCCCUAAAAAUCUAGCUUCUUUUUCUUGCGCAUAACUAUGAUUUCUCAAGUAAGCCAAAACAAGAAAACCUCUUCUUCACUUCUAUGCAUUUUGAGCUCUCUUCAGUUUGUUUGUAAAAAAGCUUCCUUUGAAGUGUUGUUGCCCUGCAUUUUAGGAUGAACUGUAGCUUGUGAUUAGCACUUUGGUCAAAAUUGAUUCUUGUUUGAUUCAAAUCUUGGCCUGACACAAAUCAUAAUGGAUGAUAAGCGUAAGUUCUCCAAAAUCAGGCAUAUGAUGACAUUUUCACUCCAGUACAAGGAUCAUCGUAUAUGCUGCCCAUUGUCAACAUCGUUAUGGAUUUCUUGGAAUUCAUUUUCUUCAUGUCCUCAAGAUUGCAUGUGUUGUUCAUGAUUCUUGUGCUCCAUGAAAUGAAUUGAGCCAAUAUUUUGAGACCUCGAAAUUUCACACAACAUGAAACCGGUAUAGAAAGUUAACUUUCGGCUUAUACCCUACAAUUGAUUUUAUCUUGCAGAUGUACAUUACAUACUCCGUUUGAAUCACAAGGGACUGCAAACCCUCCUUUUUGAAGAUCAAGAUCUUUUCUCCACGUCUGAUAUUCUGGGAUAGAUGCUGAGGUUGGUUUUGGAGUUCAUAAGGUCUAUUUAAUCUUGCUGGAAUUUUGUUGCUCCAAGUAUAUAAUUUUUGGUGAAUUAACACAUAGCCCAGGCAAUGCCUUUUCUUUGUUCAGUUUUAAAGGUCUUUUGAAUUUCUUACAUUUGAUGAAGAAAUUACUGUAUGCAGGGUUGCCAAAUGCAUUCUUGUAUAAAUUUCUGUUCAAAAGCUCAUCAUGGUAUGUGGAUCCUUUCAACAAGAUGAGAUAGUAUUAUCAAUAUUGAACAAAAUCGGAAAAUUUUUAUCGCAGAUUGUUUUAGAUAUAAAACUUGAGCACAUUGCAUCUGGCAGUGGUUUCAUCUGGCAGUGAUUGCAUUCUUGCGUUGAGUGCAUUGCAAGUGGAGGCUUGCAAGAAGCACCCCAGCGGAAGCUUACGCGUUGCAUUGUCUUCUACAGGCAGAUUGCAGUAGUUAAGUACAAAUGCAUUACAAUAGAUCAAAAGUUUCAGUUCUUUUAUGUCACCUUUUCAGGAUAUUAGAGAUGUAGCUGUAGGAUUAAAUGGUUUGCAAAUAGUUAAGGUAGAUAGAAAUGUAGUGGAAUCUGUGAACAGGGUUGCUAAGGCCUCCUUAUCUAUGUACGAUGUAUGAUUUCUUUUAUAUAAGAGUGCUUUUCCACACCCAC